AUGAAUGUAUCGUUUUGUUUGCAGAAAAAUAGAGAAAAUGGCUGGAAGACAAAAGUCGGAAACAAGAAGCCGAAAUUCCGAAAAACUCUGGAAGAAGCAUUGCUUCUGUACUUUCAAAAGGGUGCCAGAAAAUCUCAAUUUUCCUGUAUGUCGACUGGGCACUCCGGAAAAAUGCAACUGAGAAUGAGGAAGGAAAAAGUUCUGGAACAGUGGGUAAAUUUGAAGCGGAAGAGAAUAAUAUAA
Molecule: messenger RNA, 243 nt
Organism: Caenorhabditis briggsae
Lineage: Eukaryota; Metazoa; Nematoda; Chromadorea; Rhabditida; Rhabditidae
Exons: 2
Coding region: 1-243 (80 amino acids)
Source: RefSeq, a predicted model, not a curated record